This is a messenger RNA of Macrobrachium nipponense, 1781 nucleotides long. RefSeq names its product CDK5 regulatory subunit-associated protein 3-like. The transcript has 11 exons. Gene Ontology annotation, cellular component: endomembrane system. Gene Ontology annotation, biological process: regulation of mitotic cell cycle; regulation of cyclin-dependent protein serine/threonine kinase activity. The record is from RefSeq and is a predicted model, not a curated record. The coding region runs from base 149 to 1672 and encodes 507 amino acids. NCBI's taxonomy places the organism in Eukaryota, Metazoa, Arthropoda, Malacostraca, Decapoda, Palaemonidae.
GGCAAGAGUAGCAACACAUUUGAUUUUGAGAAGCAAGACAAGUCUUUCACGCAACUCUUCUUAGUUCGCGGUCAUUGAAGACCGCACCGCAGGUGUCUGAAUGUGACGUUGCUCGGGUCUGCUGUCAAACAGCUGUUUCUUCGUAAACAUGGACGAACAAGAUAUACCAAUCGACAUUCAUGCUACAAAACUUGUUGACUGGUUGGUUUCCAGACGACAUGUGCAAAAAAAUUGGCCAGAUAAUGUACAGGUGAUUCGUGAGAAAAUAAACAAUGCAAUCCAAGAUAUGCCUGAGCAUCCAGAAGUAACACGCCUAUUGUCUGGCACUUAUAUCAACUAUUUUCAUUGCCUGAAAAUUAUAGAAAUUUUGAAGGAGACUGAGAAGGACAGUAGGAAUAUAUUAGGCUGGUAUGGUUCCCAACGUAUGAAGGAUUGGCAGGAGGUAGUAAAACUGUAUGAAAAAGAUAAUGUUUAUUUAGCUGAAGCUGGACAGCUUUUAGCUCGGUAUAUCAGCUAUGAGAUUCCUGCAAUUAAACGACAGGUUUUGAAAGGAGUUCAGAUGCAACAGGAUUUUGAUAGAAGAGAUGCAGAAUGUGUUAAGGGAGCAGCUACUGCUAAGAAGAGAUACACACAGAUGUGCAAAAAAAUUGGCAUUGAAGGAGAAAAGAUCAAGCAUGAGUUAGUUGAUCUACUUAAAACUCUCCCAAGUGAACUGGACAGCAUUGCUGAUAGUGCCAAGACUCUUUCAAGUGCCCGUGCUCUGUAUGCAGAUUUUGUCUCUUUUGUUGUUAAGAACAAUAAAAGUGAAUGUGUUCCCUUACUAAAAUAUAUUAUAGAACACGGUAAUGUAACAACCUAUGAGUGGACAUAUGGUGAACCACCCUGCCAGAUUGAAGAACCAAAACUUGAUAUUGAAUUAGAAGAUGACUGUGUUGAAACAGCGGCAGAUGAGAUUGAUUUUGGAGAUUUACAGGACCCUCAAGAAAUAGAUUUUGGUUCAGAUUCUGCAGGUGGAGAUAUAGAUUGGGGAAAUCUGAAUGCAGAUCAGCCUGUUGAAAUUGACUGGGGUAUUGGAGAGGCAGAGGGUGACAUUGCAACAGAUGAGAUUGUAGUUGAAGAGUCAGGAGUAGGAGGAGGAAUUGCCAGAGACACUGAUGCCAUGACUCUUCUGCUGAACCCUAAAACUCGCCAGCAGUUCAUUGAUGAAUUAUAUGAGAUGGAGGGAUUUCUGAAGCAACGAAGGUUAGAAUUACAAACUGAAGGAAAUAUAUUGUCAAUGAGUCAGUUUACAUCAGCACCUGCAAGUGUACAAGAUCAGACAAUAGAAAAAACAGAUGAAAUGUUAUCUAAUGUCCAAUCAAUUAUUGCCAAGAUUUCCACUACAAAGUUACAGCAUUUAUUUUUGAUCAGCUCUUCACCAAGGUAUGUGGAUCGUGUAGCUGACUCUCUGCGUUCAAAACUUACCUUGGUUGACAAAUUAGCUGAGACUCGGAAAGCCAUUGCAGAACGCAAGAAGUGUGCUGUCGAAGAGCAACAACUCCUCAUGCCAAAGUUAUCCUUAUUUGUUGACCGCAUCAAGGAAUUACAAGAAAACAUAGAAGAACACAUUUCAAAGCGAUAUAAAGGCAGGCCUGUUAAUUUAAUGGGGGUUAAUCUUUCCAAAAAUGUUUAAAAAUUCAAAGUACUGUAUGCCACUUGAUAGGUGUAUGUAUACUAUGAAUAUCUUCUAUUUUUCAAAAAUUGUUGCUAAAUACUUUGAAAUAAAUGAAUUCCAUUGCUAA